Miscanthus lutarioriparius is the source of this 492-nucleotide messenger RNA. NCBI's taxonomy places the organism in Eukaryota, Viridiplantae, Streptophyta, Magnoliopsida, Poales, Poaceae. The record is from the annotation of a GenBank genome assembly.
AUGGAGAUGAAGAUGUCCGCCUCAGGCUCCGGAUGCAAGAAACGGCCGCCGAGCCUUCUCCAGAAGCAUGCGCCGGCGUCGCUGCAGCUGGAGAAGGCCGCCGCCGGUGCGGGGACGGGGGCUGGGGCGGGCCCCGCGGUGUGGGGCGACGGGAGGGCGCCGAUCCCGCUCCUGUCGCCGCUCGUCGUGUCGCCCACGGUGCCGGUCUGGGAGGCGGACCAGGCGGGGGCCGCCGCCACGAAGGAGGGAGGAGGGGACCAGCUGGCCGAGGGUAGGAGCGGUGCCGAGCAGCAGCAGCAGCAGCGCGGCGCCGCCCGGCACGGCGGCAGCGGGGAGCGCCAGGCGCACGACGUCUCCCCCAGGCCGCCGGCGCCCGCUGUCGGCGCGGGGUGGCGGCACCCGGCGCUGUCGGCGCCAGUGGCGGAGCCGGCGUCCCUUGUGCCCUUCUUCCAGUCGCAGUGCGCGUUGGAGGUGCGCAACGCGCAGCAAUGA